GGAAGUCUACCAAAGAAGAAAAUGGAUCCCGGAAAUGCAGUUCUGUUAUCUGUCGGUUUUUUGUAAUCGUGUGUAAUAUGGCUAGUUUUCGUGUUUCGGGACGAUAAACAUGAUAGUAGAGUAGUUUUAGAUUAUAUAGGAAGAGAUGCCUCUGCUAAUACAAAAUAGAAGAAUUGAUCGACCAGGUUCGACAGUCGAUUUGUUUGCCAGAUAUCCGCAUUUACAGGAAAACGCCCAAAUAUUUCGGUCCAAGCCGUAUGUAGAUGUUGACCCAAAGUGCCUCCUAUACGUCCAUCAAAGAGAGUUUGCCGCCACAACACCAUCAGACAACUCUGUCGCUGUCCUCGGUUCUGAUGAUGCAACCACUUGCCACCUAGUCCUGGUGCGACACACAGGGAGUGGAGCCGCUUGCCUUGCUCACUGUGAUGGCUCCAACACUUGGAGUGAGGUUCCUCUCAUCGUCAAAGCCGUCACAUCUCUGAGCAAGGACCCUGCCAAGGAGGGCAGGCUGGAGCUUCAUCUCGUCGGUGGAUUUGACGAUGAGCCAAAGGUGUCCCACAAACUCAGCCUUAGCCUGCUGUCGGCCUUCCAGAGACAGAAAGAGGACAUUCACCUGGAGACAUGCUGCAUCACAGAGAUGAAUGACAUCGUAGUCGACGGGAUGCACAGACCAGUGGUGUAUGGAAUAGGUAUAAAUAUUAAAACGGGGGAGCUGUUCCCUGCCUCGUUUCCUCACAAAGGCCCAGCUGAGAAGCUGCGAUCAGCCCGGACCUUCACUGGAGGACAGAUGGCUGAUAUAUAUGACUCAAACAAAGGAGUUAUAAAAAUAGGCCCAUGCAAGUGGUCCCCUAAUCUGGAUAUUAGCUUUUGGCUGUCGCAAAACGAUGACACCAUCUUAAAGUACUUAUCCACAUCCCCUUCGGCUGAGCCGCCACACUUUGUCCAACACAUCAAGUCCACCAUCCAGUUCCUCCUGGAGCACCCCAGUUCAGACAGUGUCUUUCCCGGAGGACAACCCCAGCACUACCGGAGGACAGAGCAGGGAGACUGGGAGAAUAUAACCCAGACAUAGCGCAUCUCAGCAGGUUCAAGGCUUUUGCCUCUGCUCCAAACUCCUUUACUGUGACAUUACGUUGAAUCUCUCUGGAAAUGUAAUCUUUCCUUAAUUCUGGAAGAUAAGACCGUUGACCCUCCGCCUUACGCCAAUGUAGGCCGCACGUGUGUUUUUGUUUGUUUGUGGGGUUGCUUGUUUUGUGUGUGGUGGCCAAGUACACCAUUGCUGUAUAUAUGGACUGUCUUUCCCGUGGUCUACUUUACUUCACUGGCCGGCCCCGCUGAAGAGAGGACUGCUGGAUCUCUGUAGUAGCAAAUGUCCGAAUUUUCCCUAUAUUGUGCAGUAUGUUGUAUGUGUAGUGGAAUCGUUCUGUUCACAGUUCAAGGGAAUUUAUUAUAGCCAUAAUAUAUUUCUGGAAUCUCUCUCAGCAACAGAAGAGGUUGUAGCACUUGAGAACUUUGGAAGACCAAUUAUGUUCUCCCCACUUUAAGUUCACAGUACACAUUUAACAUGAGGCACAGUUGAUAUGAGCAUGAAUAUUUUUUAUUAAUUAAUACAUUUAAAUAUCAGACACCAUACUCCUGCGCAAUGAAAGAAUUUAAAAUUCUUUUUUUUCCAUAAAUGAUUUUUCUUUCAAAAAGUAAUUCAAGAAGGCCUUGCUCUCAUAUCCAGAUUGAAGUUCUGCCCUGAGAUUCAAAUGCUCAUAUUAAAACUAUCAGCAACAUGAAAACAUAUUUAAACACUUCAGAAACUAAGCAAGAAUGUACAGUAUGCUUGUGAAUGAAUAAAAUCUUAAGUGGCCAAAUA
Esox lucius (northern pike) is the source of this 1861-nucleotide messenger RNA. RefSeq names its product N-terminal asparagine amidase (gene ntan1). Gene Ontology annotation, biological process: ubiquitin-dependent protein catabolic process. Gene Ontology annotation, cellular component: nucleus. The transcript has 10 exons. Lineage: Eukaryota; Metazoa; Chordata; Actinopteri; Esociformes; Esocidae. The record is from RefSeq and is a predicted model, not a curated record. Gene Ontology annotation, molecular function: protein-N-terminal asparagine amidohydrolase activity. The coding region runs from base 146 to 1072 and encodes 308 amino acids.